AUUUCUCUCAUUUUCCAGGCUGCUCGCAAGGGAGUCCGCUGAAGGCGCAGACUUCGCUCUUUCUCUGUCUUUCCUGACUCUGGCCCGGGGUUCCCGACAGCUCAACUGCUGCUCCACCGCUGAGGACAGCCCUGUCUCAGGAAGGAACCAUGAAAGAGGGAGCAAGCACCAAGCCUGGUCAUUCCCUGACUGUGACACUUUUACUUCUCCUGAGCUUCCUGCAAACCACUCUGUCCCAUGAUGCAGACUCUCUAAACUGCAUACUCCCUGUCAAGUCUCGUACCACAGCUGGACAAUGCUCAUUGAAUGGACAGACUCUCCUUCAGUAUGGUAACAGCAAUGAAGACACACUUUUGCGUAAACUGGAGAAGGAGGGAAAAGCCAUUCAAGUGUGCACAAUUUUGCCAGACAGCUUAAAAGAGUUUUUAGAAGAGAAAUGCCCGGAAUCAGGGUUAUUCCCGCCCACAGGAAAUCACACAAUGAAUGUCACCAUGCAGUCUCAAUACAAACAAGGAGACCUCAUUGAUGCCCGCUGGGCCUUCACCAUUGAUGGAAAGCAUAACUACAACUGUUAUCUAACCAACAAGACUUGCAGGUGUAGUCCUCAUGAUGCAGGCAGUGCUGGGAUACAAUGGGAGCACCUAAAAGAAGCCCUCAGAAAGCUCUCUGAAGGAAAUUUCAGAGAUUGCCUCAAGAAAUUGUCCACACACUUGAGGGAAGAGCCAAGACCAAAAGUAAAUCCUCAGGAUACUACCCAGCUUAGCUCUGCCACCCAGAUUCCUCGUACUGUGAAUACCACACCACCUACAUCUGCCAGCGAGUAUCAACACACCAGCUGGAUUCUGUAUCUAUUACCUUUAAUCAUUGCAUUGAUCAUCUGAGUAGUCUUUGCAGUUGCCUGGAUUGUGAAGAAAAGAGGUGCUCCCUGCUGCUCCUCUAGCUCUGUAGUCUGAUCUACAGUUGUCAUCAGCAGCUGUGUUGGGUGACUCUGAACACUGCCUGUGGCUUCUUCAGCAAAGGAGCAAACGUAUUUCUGAUGGUAUCUCUGAAAUCUGUGCUGCUGAGUUCCAGACUGGUGGGAAACCAGGAGACUGAUGGCAUCAGAGCCUCAUGCACCAGGGCAUCACAGUGCAAUAGGCUGCUGCCAUCAGGGACUCACUGUUUUGUUCCUUUUUUGUUCUUGUUCUCACUUAAUUGCUUUGUGGACAGCAAGCUGGGCCUGGCUCUAAAUUACCCAUCACUGUCUCAAACAGUGACCUGCCCCGGGUGACUCCAUUUGCCUCCCCUCUCAGUGAAAAGCAGAUAUUGCUUGUCAUGACAACUCACUCUUUACAGACACACGCCCUGCCCAGGACCACCCGUGAUUCAAAGGCUGAGACCUAACUUAACCCUAAAGGAAAAGGUGUCACCUGUACACUUACCAGAACAGGUUGGAAGCAGUGAGCACAUGUGCAUAUGAAAACCACAUCAGAGAUCCAGGACUGAGGAUUUGGCUCACCCUCACCUGGACCCUGAACAGGCCACCUAACCCUGCAAUGGUUAUGGCCCCACAAGCUUGCCAUGUGGUUGCCUGAAGGAGCCUGCAGGCAGAGAACUCCUGGCCAUCUGAAGGCUUCAGCUCCACCCAAGGGCAUUAAUACCUCCUAUUUGCAUCACUUUCUGACAGUUCCUCUGCUGCUCCAUGCUAAUGUGGUCCUGCUCCUCACCGCUAAGCUGCACUCAGUCCUGAGGCUGGCACAGCCCUGCAGCCCUGCAGGCCCUAACAGCUCCUCUGCGUUGAGUCUCUGUGUUUACUGUCCCUCUGUCUCUGCCUCCAGUCUGGUCUCUUUAAACUCUAAUGGCAACUCCUUCACCCCUUGGAAGCCAUUCUGUAAUCUAAGCGUAUGUGAUGCAUACACUUAUAUGUGUAUUAUAAUGUGUGAUCUGAGAGUUUAUAGCAGUAACUAAGACUGGAGUAAAGUAGCCCGUGUGGGCCAGCAGACAGUUAUCAAAGGACUUCUUGGCAGUUACAGCCAGUGAAUUGGAUAGAGCUUAUAAAUUAAUACUAACAUGUGAGCACUAAUUUCAUAGCUCACGUAUUCAGGGUUUCAUUCGUAUUAUAGGAGUUCGGUGAGUACACAGUCCAUUGGCAAUGAAACUGCAAAUACAUAUUUUCUCAGACAAAUGAAACAUCCAGUUAUAAAAAUAAAAUUCAGCAUCCCUACCAAACUAAGACUUGCUCCCCUGACCCAGCGCCUGCCUUGCUCCACAGUGUCAUCCCCCACUGUUCAGGAUGAUGUCUGACCAAGGUGCUAGUCACAGGGAGCUUCCAUCCAGCUUCUCAGGAGGAGAGGGUUAGCAAAAUAAAUAAUAAAUCAGAAAAAGUGAGCAAACCUCAGAUCACACAUGUAUAAGGGUUUAUAUAUAGGACAAUAUCGAAUCACCCUAUGGUGAAAGAAAACUACAAAGAUGUUAGCUCAGGUGAGAAAGAUAAGUAACAGGUUAAAAAGUCCUAAAAUAGUGCUGCCUGCAACGAUGGACAGUACACACAGAGGACAGAGCUCAGGACAUGGGACACUAGCAGUCCAGAGGGUGCUGUCAUGACAGGAACUACAGGGGGCCAUGGCCAGGCAUAGAUAUGUGAUAUUCAGCAGACCAAAAUGAUGUAAACAUUUUAGUGAGGAGCACGGACAAAGAGCUAACUCAGUCGGAUAACGGAUAACGCUUUGGUUGGUUGGUAUUGGUCCCCACAAGCAUGAGGACCUGGGUUCCCUCCUCAGAACCCAUGUCCACUGUGGUGGCACAUGCCUGUGUUCCCAGUGUAGGGGACAGAGAGGGAGAAAUUCUGGGUUCCCUCCUCAGAACCCAUGUCCACUGUGGUGGCACAUGUCUGUUUUUCUAGUGUAGGUGACAGAGAGGGAGAAGUUCAUCUCUGCGAAUUUCUCGUCAGCCAGACUAGAUGAACUGGGGAGUUCCAGUACAGACUGGCUAUGAACACAGUCUGCAUGGCAUCUUGGGGAAUGACACCCAAACUUAAUGUCUAGUCUCCGUAUGUAGGAGUAUGCGAACAAGCACACACGUGUGUACAUGCCCGAACAAGGUAGACACUGGGGGCCACACUAAACACGUGACUCCUCAGGAGACAAUACUCCUGAGAGCGUGUGGAACUUCUUAAUUCUAGGAACAAGAUGCUCCCUGGCCUUGUCUCUGCGCCAUUUGUAUAUCUGCGUUUGAAUAGAGAAGAGGGGAAGAGGGAGCUCUUAGCUGUCUUCUCAGAUAAUAAGUGUCAAAGCACCAUUGCUCAGCACUGGCCUGAGGUGCCCGGGUAGGGUAGGAUUCAUCCUCUACUUGUAUGAGGUGUCAUGAGGAACUGGAUCAGACUCCAAGCAUUAGAGUCGGGUCAUUAGCAGAGGACUGCCACACCCACGCCAGUGUUGCCAUAGUAGCAUAAGCUACAGGGCGGGGGAUAUGAUUUCCCCGGAAAUAAGCCCCCUGGAAGGUCCCUGGCAAACUCAUCCCACUUGGAAAAGAGACGUGUUCUGAGAUUUCUAUGCUUCUUCAGUUGUGGCUCUGGGGCUGGAAUAAUGAAUUCUUUGAUCUUUUUCUGUGACACCUGAAACAGCACAACUAACUUUAUAAAGAAAUUUAUUAUUAGUAGAUUGUUAAAGGCUUUAAUAAAAAUAAGUUUAAGAAAAGUAAUGAAUUAGAUUUAGUAUUAAUAGGCAUUAAGAAUAGAAAAAUAAUAAUAGGCUCCUUCUUAAGAAAUAAUAGCAUGAGAGGUGCAGCUGGCAGGAGUUUCCCCCUCCCUUCAGUAUCUUGUUCCUAAGGAAGAUCAUAAAUCUUGGGCAGGACAUAUGGGAGGAGGGUUAACAAAGGUGUAGUUAGAUUUUGAUAUAGAGAGGGACUUUGGCAGGCAUCUGACUUAGCUCCUGACUUUCCUCUUCAUUGGUUAGCAAUAAUGAAACUAUAUUUGAGGUUUCUUUUCCUUUGUUUACUCUGAUCAAAAAGUUUUUAGGCCGAGAUUAUUCGUGGGUACUGCUUUAUGUUUGACUGCAUUUUGAGUUAAAAUGUAAACUUUGUAUUCUUGGUAAAAGUCUGAAUGUUCUGGAAAGCAUGCCAAUUUUAAGGUGCCUUUUGUAAAAUCAUUAUAAAAAUACUAGCUUGAUUUCAGUAAAGUUGCAGCAGAGUCAAAACCA
Meriones unguiculatus (Mongolian gerbil) is the source of this 4175-nucleotide messenger RNA. Its product is annotated as histocompatibility antigen 60b-like. The record is from RefSeq and is a predicted model, not a curated record. Bases 150 to 881 code for a protein of 243 amino acids. NCBI's taxonomy places the organism in Eukaryota, Metazoa, Chordata, Mammalia, Rodentia, Muridae. The transcript is spliced from 6 exons.